Messenger RNA from Acanthopagrus latus (yellowfin seabream), 6857 nucleotides. RefSeq names its product cilia and flagella associated protein 74 (gene cfap74). The coding region runs from base 150 to 5159 and encodes 1669 amino acids. Lineage: Eukaryota; Metazoa; Chordata; Actinopteri; Spariformes; Sparidae. The record is from RefSeq and is a predicted model, not a curated record. The transcript has 39 exons.
CUCCCCCUGCGUGCCGUCUCCUUGGAAACACUAACAAACAUGGCGGAGUAACUUCUGCAGUGAGGAGAAGUAUCUUUGAGAAGAUAUCGUGUCAGGAGAAGCAAAGCUUCACGUUAGCUAAGCGAGGUAAAAAAAAAAAAAAAAAAAAAAUGGAUGUUGGAGACGGGGAACGUCCAUUUGAUGUGGCGUCAGACAGCUGUGGACAGCUGGGUGUCCACCUCAGCACUGAUGAGGACUGUGAGGGAGAUGGUCCAGGCCAGGAGACCUUUAACGAUGAUGAGCCAGCCCUUCCCCCUGAUUUGGCUUGGUUAGAGGAUUUGUAUGAAGAGGACGAUGAUGAUGGUGAUGGUAAUGGUGACGUUGAUCAGAACCCUUCAGUUGUGGCCGACAAUGGUGAGAAAAGGAGUUAUGCCGCGACAGCACGGAUGUUCAAGCUGAGACGAAACCUGGACCAGCUGGACUGCUUUCACCGACAGAAGGAGCAUGACGUGCUGAAAGCCAGAGAAGAGCUUAAUCUCUGCCGUCAGAACAUUGACGGUUUGGUGAAGCAGAGGGAAGACUUGGAGAACGAGAUCAAGCGACAAAAAGCAGCAGAAAACAGUGUGGCGGUGUUUCGUUUGCGAUCCCAGCAUAAGCAUCUGUGUCAAAGGCUGCAGAGUGAGGAGGAGCUGGAGGGCCACAUCAACACUGAUCUGAAGCAACAAGAAGUGGAGUUGAGUGAGGUGGCAGUGGAGCUUGGCAGGUUCUCUUCACUUCGGCAGGAGGUGCAGGAGGAGGAGCAGGUCUUCCGGGUCCUGAAGGCGCAGAAGGCAGCGACAAGGAUUCAGCAGGAGAGGAAAGCCGGCCAGAACAUGCAGCUCAAGAUGCUGCGUCUCAGGGAUAAACAGGCAGCCAUGCUGAUGAAAGAAGUGAAUGACCGUCAGAAGAACAUUGAAGCAGGCCAGGCGAGCCGCAAGAUGGCUGCCAAGCACUUAAAAGAGACUAUUAAAAGGAUGCACCAGAAAGAGGCUGAGAAGGAGCAGCAGAACAGAGAGUUACUGGAAAAGAGGAUACAGGCUGUCAAGUCCCUCAAAUCAAACAUAGCAGCCACCCAAGAGAGCUUACGGAUCCAACAAAGAAAAGCCAAAGCAAACGCCCAGAAGAAAGAGCAGCAACAGAGACAACUGAGAGAAUCCCUGCAGGCCCAGGGCAUCAACAGUAUCAAGCAUAUGUACCAACAGAAACAACUAGAGGAGAUAAAACAAAAACAAGAGGAAUUUGCAGAGAGGCAGAAGUCAAAGAGAGUGGAGAUUGCUGCAAAAAUCCUUGAGGAGGAACAGCUGGUAAAUAGGAGAAAGAGACGCCAGGCAGUGCUGCAUAAACCCUCAACCACUGACAGUUUCCCGUCUCUGGGGAGGGCAAGAGAAAAGCUCCUGCACUACCUGGAUCCCAGCCCCCCAUCAGCCACUAAGGAGAAAGCCACAAUACAGUUAAGAGAAGUCAGUGAGAGCAGCAGCUCAUCAUCAGCUUCCUCUGAUGCUGAGGACCCGGAGGAGACCAUGUACCAGGAAGGGGGCCACCAGAGUCUUACUGAAAGCCUGGCUGAGCCUGAAUUCUCUGGGCUUUGGGACCAGAACAGCAAGAAGCUACAGGAUGAAAAAGCUAUGUCGGUUCAGACAGAAGUAAAGCAUGAACAACCUGCAAUUUCCAGUGGAAAGCUCAACGUGGUUGUUCAAAAAGUUCAUGGAAAAGAGUUGAGAAGGCCUCCAUUCCUCAGUAAGCCAGAGAUCAUCAUCUUCAAGGAUUUCGAAGUGGGAAAAAUGUAUAAGAAGAAAAUCGUCCUGACUAACAACAGCUACAUCACUAACCACUGCAAGCUUCUUGGAGUCUCCACCCACCUGAAGGAUUUCAUCUCUAUCAACUUUGAGCCUCCUGGAUCUUUAUCUGCUGGGAUGUCCUGUGAGAUGCAGGCUGUUUUUCAACCUAUGAUCAACGAGGACCUGGAAGGAGAAGUCCAGUUUGCAUCAGCCAUGGGUCCCUUCUCUGUGCCCGUCCGAUGCACCAUAAAGAAAUGUGAUCUGGAGGUUGACAGCCAGUUCAUCGACUUCGGUUUGCAUGUGGUCGGCCAGACUAUUUCACGGACUGUCACCCUGACCAACAAGGGUGCACUUGCCACCCACUUCAGCCUCGACACCGCAGCAUGUCUCAGUCCAGAAUCCAGCCACGUCCAGGUGCCAACCCAGAUCUCUGCCAACACAUGCCAGGAGAUAAGCAGUGAAAACACAACAUCUGAAAACCAGAGGAGCUCUGCAUCUACUGGCACGGGUGAACUCCAGCCACAGCAAGACAGUCAGGAGCUCUCUGAGGUGCUGCAGCAAGAGCAAUCAGUGUCAGAGCCUUCAGCUACAGGUCCAGAAGCUGUUCUUGAGUCUUGUGUGUCCACCAAUGUGGAUGCCCGGAUGGACCACUCAGAGGGCGGAGACAUAAGUCUAGGAAAUGUCAGAGAGGGGCAUAUUGGACCUUUUGAAAGCAUCAAACUGGAGGUUGUUUUCACUCCAACCAUUCCAGGAGAGGCCGAGCUGGACUUCCACAUCAAAUUCUCCGACAUAUCCAGCAAACCAAUCCCCAUCCAGGUGAGGGCAGUGGCAGUCAGCAUCCCAGUAUGGGUAGUCCAGCCCAGCAUUGACCUGAAGAUCUGCAUGUUUGACCACCUCUAUCAAGACAGUAUCAUGGUCCAAAGCAGGGCCAAGACAGCCUUGAAACUGACCUUUGACGUGUGCCGAGAAAUGAGGAAACACAUGGAGAUCCUCCCAAAGACAGGCUUCAUCCAGGCUCAAUCAAGCUUUAAUGCCCAGCUCAAGUUCCUGCCGAGAUGCUCCUUGUCCAAAGAUGCCAAGAAGUUUUUUGACAGUGACACAGGCGUCCUUGAAGUCCCAAUGACAGUGCAAGUAGCAGGCCAGGUGAAGCCUGUCCAUUUCACAGUCCAAGCAGUUGUGACCUCCUCAGACCUGCAGUUUGACCGCACUGAGGUGGACUUUGGCUGCUGUUCCAUUUACCAGACGGUUAUCAGCAGUGUUCGCCUUACCAACCUGUCCCUGCUGCCUCAGGACUUUGGCUUCCUGCGUCCUCCAGAGUUUAUUGAGGUCCAGCCUAAUGAUGGCUUCGGCACUCUGCUUCCACAAGAGACCCUGGAGAUUGAUCUGAUUUUCUGUGCCCGCAAAGCCAAAGAGUACAGUUUCCAGCUCAGCUGCAAAUCUGGAAUUAACAGAGAUUUCCAUCUGUCAUGUCAAGCAGUGGUUGUCAGCCCUCCAUUGGAGCUCUCCCAUUCUCUGGUCCAGUUUGGGGCCACGGCUGUGGGUGACCACUCCACCACCAUAAUUUCCCUGAUCAACCGUGAAACCAACCACAACCAGUCCAAACAACCAAUCGAUCCACAGACCAAGGACGCCAUGACUCUUGUAGCACCCAGGCUGUUCUCCUUCCUCCCACCCAAGGAUUCAGACAUCAGCAUCGCUCCUUCUGCAGGCACCCUGCUGCCUGGAGAGAGAUGUCUGGUCCAGGUGACAUUCAGACCCAGACUGUUGGACCAGGAGAUCAAAGAGGAGGCGCUGCGUCUUUUCCACCGUGCCAAGUUGCUCCGUGAGAAGGAGCUAGAGAGGAACACACACACUGAAAAAGAGGAGGUUCCAGUCGAAACCAGUAAAGGGAAGAAGGUUUCUGUGGUUCCAAACAACAGCAAGGUGUCCGACGGUCCAAAGACGGAGCAACUAACUGAACCACUAAAUCCUGCUGACAUACAGCCAGGGUCGGUGCAGUAUAAAGACGCCAGAGCCUCUCUGCUGUACUCGUUCACCCAACGAUACAGAGAGUACACAGUUCCCUGCUUUGUGUCUGACAGAAUCCUUCCAGAGGACCAACAGGAGCAGCCGGCAUGGAGUCCUUUCAACACUCUAGACUUGCAGCUGCAGUGUCCUGCGGUACAGCCUGCUCUAGUGGUAAUAUCCAACAAUGGACUCAAUACCAUAGACUUCCAUCAGGUGGCAGUGGGAGAAAAAGUCAUCAAGAGGUUAACAGUUCAAAACAUUUCGAAGGAGUCCUUGGAUCUGAGGUCGUCAGUGCUGGAUGUACACGGAGUUUUUUCCCUUCUGAAUGCUCUCAGAUGCAUAAGACCAGGAGAUAAACACACUCUGGUUCUGGCCUUCAGUCCAUGUCUGGAGGAAAAGUAUUGUGAGACUCUGGAGGUGCGUAGCCAGAAGAUGACCCUCAGGAUGACUCUGCGUGGUGCAGGUGUGGUCCCUGCUGUCACCUGCUCCCACCCUGGAGGUGUCCUUGACUUUGGCUAUGUGUUGGAGAAGGAGAGCAUCACGCAGGUCUUCAAGCUGCAGAACAGCUCAGCAGUGGCAGUGGGCUUCAGGGUGCAGCUGGCUAGCCUCUCUCCCACCAGGCCUCAGGGUGGAGCUGACAGGGUGGCCUUCCUGCUGGGCAGUAACACAGGCUCUCGGGUCCAGCCUACUGUGGGAACUCAAAACUACAGUGGGCUGAGUGUGUUCAGCGUGGUGCCAGUGGAGGGCAGCAUUGCUCCAGAACAGAGCCAGGACAUCACUGUCACCUUUCAGCCUGACCACCCAUCUGUCAACUACUCUGACAGACUAACCAUAGAGCUCAGCAAUAAGAGUAAAGUGUGUAUGAUGGAUCUGAAGGGUGCAGCGUCUUCACAUAACAUGUAUCUAUAUGGAGGAGACCUGCUGACAGUGCCCGUUGAGUCACUCCUCCCUCCACAGAUAGCCAGUCAACCUCAGCUCGCAGAGUCAGAAGUGACAGAGAGGCCCACCAUCCCUGUGCUGGUGACCUUGCGGGCCAAGUGCAAUGCAGGAAGCAUCACACCUGCAGUGAGGGAGCUGCAGGUUGGCUGCAUCCGCUCCACACAGCUCAGUAAAAAGAGUGGUGAGUUUUUCUGGGAUAACGUUGCAUCCCUGCAGCAGCAGGGCUUUAGUGUCGAGCCUGGCAAAGGCACUGUGGAGGCCGGCCACAAACGCACCAUCACUGUCAAAUGGACCCCCUACAGUGGAUACAAGCCCUACGACGUGGUGCAGACGUGUGUGCCUGUUACCUUGAAAGGGGAUGAGACAAAUGUUUACAGAGUCACCCUGAUCGCUUUGGUCUCCACCACUGCUGUCUGACCUCCACUGUACCUGGACACUGGCCAGUUGGAAAUGUGCUCACACACACACUUUGACAAUCACUGACAGAGUAAACAAAGAUGUCAUGUGUACUGUACGUGGGCAACAUUAACAAAGGAAUGGACUAUUUAUGACUUGAAUCUAAUUAUUAAAGGUGGAAUUCAUUAUGUUUUGGACAAGGAUCUGAUUUGAUUCUGUGAUACGGUGAUUGUGAUUGCCUACAAGUUAUGUUGGUCUUAUAUCACACAGCACCAAAGCUAUUUGAAACACAUGAGGGUAAAUGGCUAGCAUUAUCAUAAAAUAGUAGCUUUGUUCCUCUAACACAAAUUCAUGAGUUAUAGAUACGUGGCAAAGUAACAAAGACCCCAAAAAAGCAAGACAAGAAUACUUGUGUUGCUUCUAAGGAGAGGAAGAAUAACAAUAAAAGUAUUCAUGAAGACAGUCUAAGAAUAACUUUAAAUGACCAUUCAUGACUAAAACAGUUAUUCUUGAUUGAAGCCAGGAGACAGAAUGCCACCCGUGUGCAGCACACUCACUGAAUGUCACCUGACUGUAGCACCUGUUUACACCACCAGGGGGUGUAUAUGAUACAGAGCAGGCAGCUGUGUUAUAUCAUGGUUAAGGGUGUGUCAGCUGAUGUAAGCCAGCAGAUGUAUACAGUACAUACUGUAGCACUGCUGGCACUGUAUCUGAGUGAAAGGAGUUCACACAGAGGCCAAACAAGAGGCAGUUUGUGAAAUGUGACACAGAAUGGGAAGAUCUCAAUACAGACCGUUUAUAGAAAACACUUGUAUUAAAUUAUAGCCUAUUGAUCAGGCACAGACUGACAUAUUGGUCUACUACAUUAAUAUUUAUUGUAGUGAUUGGAUCUAUGGCCUUAAUUGCUAUAACAGUAAUGAGGUGGUAUAUAGCAGCAGUGAUCUUAGUGGUGGGCUGCAGGUGAUAGGACCAUUUUUCUAUUGCCUUUAUAUCAGCUAUUGGCGGCUUCAGCUUUGAGAAACGUAGAGGCGACUGAUUUGACUGUGGCACUCUCGAUCUCCACCAAAGGGUACUUACGUUCUGAAGCCAUGUUAAAUUUAGACAAAUGUCAAAUCUACAGCUCACAUAUCUUUUAAGUGAGGCUUAAAUGGAUGUCAAAAUCGACAGAAUUGGAUCACAGAGUGUCAUUCCACUUCUCUUUAAGUUGCCUAUUUUUAUCUUUGCAAUACAGCAGGUUAUGAAAGCAUUUUUACAAUCCUGAAUUGGAUGAUGUAAUUGUCAAAAAACCCUCGAAAAUGUCCCACAACUUUGCUCUCACGUGGUGGUAGUUUUAAUGAGGAGCAACAUAAAUUUCAAGUGAUUUUAAACAUUUGACGAUCACUCAGCCUGUCCUCAGGUUAUUAAUUCCAUCCACAAGGCCUGUGGACUGGGCCCGGUUCUGCACUAGACUGUUGCACUUACAAGCAGCUGCCACUAGGAGCCCUUAAUGUCCCCACUGGACCUCAAGUGGUGAUGGAAUCCUGAAUUUUCGUGGAUUUAAUGUGGUGAAGUGUGUUGUGCUGAAGGUGUCUUUCCAUCGUGAGUAAAAUUCAGGAUAAUCAGAACAUGCUGACAAACAGUGGGAUGCUUUACAAACCACUGACCAAGCAAAUGUUUACUGUAAAGCUGCAGCUGAUGUUUAUAACCUUCAUAACUGCUGAAUAAAUGUUUUACAAAGCA